UUCAGUUGAAUUACAAAUUAUUGAUAAAUUCGAACACGACUAUGAUCCAAAAAACGCGAUAUGGUGGUAUACACGUGAGUGUUUUACUUACAAAAUGCUCAAUCAAGCACUUCGAAUUAUGGAUGCCGACAUAAUCAUUAAUAUGGGCUUCUUUCUGCGUGAUGUACAUCAACAAAUUCAACAGCUGCAUGAACAACAAGUCAGUAGUUAUGGACGAAAAUCUUUUAUAGUUUAUCGAGGACAAGGUCUUAUGAAAACAGACUUUGAAAAACUUCAGAAAGCAAAAGGUGGACUUAUAUCAUUUAACAAUUUCUUGUCCACGAGUAAAGAUAAAGAAGUGUCUCUCCGUUUUGCUCGAAAUGCUUCAGCAGAUCCAAACAAAGUGGGCAUUCUCUUUAUAAUGUCCAUUAAUCCUUGCUUGAAAUCAACACCAUUUGCCUCCAUCAAAGCGGUAAGUUAUUUUAAGGAAGAAGAAGAAAUUCUCUUCUCCAUGCACACCGUGUUUCGGGUGAAUGCAAUUAAACAAAUGGACAAAAAAGGUCAACUUUAUCAAGUUGAAUUACAAUUAACAUCGGAUGAUGAUCAACAACUACGAUCACUUACUGAUCGGAUACGAGAAGAAGCUGUUGGUGAUAACGGAUGGCAGAGAUUGGGUCAACUAUUGCUUACAAUUGGUCAAUUUAAUAAAGCAGAAGAACUUUAUAAUGUAUUACUUGAACAGACAUCUGAUGAGGGUGAAAAGCAACAUUACUAUAAUCAGUUGGGGUUUAUCCAUUUGAAUCAAGGUGAUUAUGAAAAGGCUAUUUGGUAUUUCCAACAAGGACUUGAAAUUCAACGAAAAACUCUUCCUUCAAAUCAUCCUUCUUUGGCUACUUCAUACAACAACAUCGGUAGUGUGUAUGACAAGAUGGGAGAGUACUCGAAAGCACUUUCAUAUUACGAAAAAGACCUUGAAAUUAAACAAAAAACUCUUCCUUUAAAUCAUCCUUCAUUGGCUAUUAUAUACAACAACAUCGGCAGUGUGUAUUACAAGACUGGAGAGUACUCAAAAGCACUUUCAUUUUAUGAAAAAGCACUUGAAAUUUGGCAAAAAACUCUUCCUUCAAAUCAUCCUAAUUUGGCUACUUCAUAUAACAACAUCGGUAAUGUGUAUAACAACAUGGGAGAGUACUCGAAAGCACUUUCUUAUUACGAAAAAGCACUUGAAAUUAAUCAAAAAAUUCUUCCUUCAAAUCAUCCUUCUUUGGCUACUUCAUACAACAACAUUGGUGUGGCUUAUGAAAAGAUGAGAGAGUACUCGAAAGCACUUUCAUCUCACGAAAAAGCACUUGAAAUUCGACAAAAAAUUCUUCCUUCAAAUCAUCCUUUGUUGGCUACUUCAUACAACAACAUCGGUAGUGUGUAUAACGAGAUGAAAGACUAUUCGAAAGCACUUUCAUAUUUUCAACGUGCUCUGGACAUAUGGCAACGUACAUUAUCUCCAACUCAUCCUAACAUAAAAGGUGUGGAAAAGAGUAUUGAAUUAGUAAAAGAAGAAAUUAUAAAGAAUAGUUGA
This is a messenger RNA of Adineta steineri, 1555 nucleotides long. Lineage: Eukaryota; Metazoa; Rotifera; Eurotatoria; Adinetida; Adinetidae. The record is from the annotation of a GenBank genome assembly.